This is a messenger RNA of Helianthus annuus (common sunflower), 771 nucleotides long. Its product is annotated as protein DMP3. The transcript has a single exon. The coding region runs from base 90 to 728 and encodes 212 amino acids. NCBI's taxonomy places the organism in Eukaryota, Viridiplantae, Streptophyta, Magnoliopsida, Asterales, Asteraceae. Gene Ontology annotation, biological process: endomembrane system organization. The record is from RefSeq and is a predicted model, not a curated record.
GAUUUAGGUACAUCUAAGCUUUUAACAACCAUUUUUCCAAAUUCUAUAAAUUUGCUUCCACACCAUCAUACAUAUUCAUCAACAAAAACAUGUCUUUACGAGCUCGACCACCCACUACCACAGUCGCCGGCGCCCCUGAGGACGCCAACACCGCUCCAGAACCGCCACCGCCCCGUCCACAACUGCCAUCAGCACUCUCCCAGACCCUAGCCAGCACAGCCAACCUAGCCAAACUACUCCCAACAGGCACCCUCUUGGUCUUCCAAGUCCUCACACCAAUCUUCACCAACAACGGCUCAUGCGACGCCACCACCCGGUCUUUAACCGCGGUCCUGCUCGUCCUCUUGGCCGUCUCGUGCUUCCUCACCUGCUUUACCGACAGCUUUAAAUCGGAUGAUGGUCAGCUUUAUUACGGGUUCGCAACUUUUCAAGGGAUGUGGCUCUUUGACUAUAAUGAUCCAAAAAAUGUGCCUGACUUGAGAAAGUACCGGUUGCGGUUCAUUGAUUUCGUACACGCGGUGCUUUCAGUUUUGGUUUUUAGUGCGGUCGCGUUGCGUGAUCGGAACGUGGUGAGCUGCUUUUACCCGAGCCCUGGGCAGGAAGCUCAGGAGGUUCUCGACAUUGUUCCGAUCGGGGCGGGGAUCAUUUCGAGUGCAUUGUUUGUUGCUUUUCCGACUAGAAGGCAUGGGAUCGGUUAUCCUGUUACUCCAGAUCUUGAUGUUAAUUGAAAUGUAAUAUUUGUAUAUGCGAAUAUAAUUAUUUUGGAGAUCC